AUGGAGAUGGCACGGGACCAGGCAGCAUUUUGUCCCAUUGUGUAUGGAAUCACGGGCUUACUCAACAGCAUCGACAGAAGUAUUCCCGGGCCCUCAAUCCGUGAGAUCUGCGCUGAUCCCCAGUUCAUUGUUGGAGGAGCCACCCGCACAGACAUCUGCCAAGGCGCCCUGGGUGACUGCUGGCUGCUGGCUGCCAUCGCCUCCCUCACGUUGAAUGAAGAAGUCCUGGCCCGAGUUGUUCCCUUAGACCAGAGUUUCCAAGAGAACUACGCGGGCAUCUUCCACUUCCAGUUCUGGCAGUAUGGCGAGUGGGUGGAGGUGGUGGUGGACGACAGGCUGCCCACUAAGGAUGGGGAGCUGCUCUUCGUGCACUCGGCAGAGGGGAGUGAGUUCUGGAGCGCCCUGCUGGAGAAGGCAUAUGCCAAGAUCAAUGGGUGUUAUGAAGCACUCUCGGGGGGCGCCACCACCGAGGGCUUUGAGGACUUCACCGGGGGCAUUGCUGAGUGGUAUGAGUUGAGGAAGGCCCCUCCCAACCUGUUCAAGAUCAUCCAGAAUGCACUGCAGAAAGGCUCUCUCCUCGGCUGCUCCAUUGAUAUCACCAGCGCUGCUGACUCGGAGGCCGUCACCUUCCAGAAGCUGGUGAAGGGGCACGCGUACUCGGUCACCGGAGCCGAGGAGGUUGAAAGCAACGGAAGUCUGCAGAAACUGAUCCGCAUCCGAAAUCCCUGGGGGGAAGUAGAGUGGACCGGGAAGUGGAGUGACAACUGCCCAAACUGGAACACUAUUGACCCAGACGUGAGAGAACGGCUGACCAGGCGGCAUGAAGAUGGAGAAUUCUGGAUGUCCUUAGGUGAUUUCCUGAGACACUAUUCCCGCCUGGAAAUCUGCAACCUGACCCCCGAUACGCUCACCAGUGAAUCCUACAAGAAGUGGAAGCUUACCAAGAUGGAUGGGAACUGGCGGCGGGGCUCCACCGCAGGAGGUUGCAGGAACUACCCGAAUACUUUCUGGAUGAAUCCCCAGUACCUGAUCAAGCUGGAGGAGGAGGAUGAGGACCAGGAGGACGGAGAGACGGGUUGUACCUUCCUGGUGGGUCUGAUCCAGAAGCACCGGCGGCGGCAGAGGAAGAUGGGCGAGGACAUGCACACCAUCGGCUUUGGCAUCUAUGAGGUUCCAGAGGAGUUCACUGGGCAAACCAACAUCCACCUCAGCAAAAACUUCUUCCUGACGAACAGAGCACGAGAGCGGUCCGACACCUUCAUCAACCUCCGCGAGGUGCUCAACCGCUUCAAGCUGCCUCCAGGAGAGUACAUCCUGGUGCCAUCCACAUUCGAACCUAACAAGGAUGGGGACUUCUGCAUCCGGGUCUUCUCUGAAAAGAAAGCUGACUACCAGGUUGUUGAUGAUGAAAUUGAGGCCAACCUUGAAGAGAUUGACGUCAGUGAGGAUGCCAUUGACGAUGGAUUCAGAAGACUGUUUGCCCAGCUGGCAGGGGAGGAUGCAGAGAUUUCCGCCUUUGAGUUGCAGACCAUCUUGAGAAGAGUUCUAGCAAAGCGCCAAGAUAUCAAAUCCGAUGGCUUCAGCAUUGAGACUUGCAAAAUCAUGGUUGAUAUGCUGGAUUCGGAUGGGAGUGGGAAGCUGGGGCUGAAGGAGUUCUACAUUCUCUGGACAAAGAUUCAGAAAUACCAAAAAAUUUACCGGGAAAUCGACGUUGACAGGUCUGGUACCAUGAAUUCCUAUGAGAUGCGGAAGGCACUAGAAGAAGCAGGUUUCAAGCUGCCCUGCCAACUCCACCAAGUCAUCGUGGCUCGGUUUGCAGAUGACCAGCUCAUCAUCGAUUUUGACAAUUUUGUUCGGUGUUUAGUUCGACUGGAGACACUAUUCAAAGUGUUCAAGCAGCUGGAUCCCGAGAACACUGGGACGAUAGAGCUCAACCUGAUCUCCUGGCUCUGUUUUUCUGUACUUUGAAGUCACAGUUCAUCUGCUUUACGGCUUUUCAAGACAGAAAACCAAGGACUAAGCUUCUGUAGCGAAAUACUUUUUAUAUGGAUCUUGAAAUUAUGGAAGCACUUAUUUAAACUGAUUACUAUAGCUGACAAUAAUGAUAGUCUGAGAUAGCAGAAUUUACAGAGAUCAACAUAAAAGAUUUGCAUAGCAUAAUA
Chrysochloris asiatica (Cape golden mole) is the source of this 2162-nucleotide messenger RNA. RefSeq names its product calpain 2, (m/II) large subunit (gene CAPN2). Bases 1 to 1968 code for a protein of 655 amino acids. Gene Ontology annotation, cellular component: cytoplasm. Gene Ontology annotation, biological process: proteolysis. Gene Ontology annotation, molecular function: calcium ion binding; calcium-dependent cysteine-type endopeptidase activity. The transcript has 21 exons. NCBI's taxonomy places the organism in Eukaryota, Metazoa, Chordata, Mammalia, Afrosoricida, Chrysochloridae. The record is from RefSeq and is a predicted model, not a curated record.